This is a messenger RNA of Rattus norvegicus (Norway rat), 3330 nucleotides long. RefSeq names its product zinc finger protein 36, C3H type-like 3 (gene Zfp36l3). NCBI's taxonomy places the organism in Eukaryota, Metazoa, Chordata, Mammalia, Rodentia, Muridae. The record is from RefSeq and is marked provisional. Gene Ontology annotation, molecular function: mRNA binding; mRNA 3'-UTR binding; metal ion binding. Gene Ontology annotation, cellular component: P-body. The transcript has a single exon. The coding region runs from base 156 to 2324 and encodes 722 amino acids. Gene Ontology annotation, biological process: negative regulation of translation.
CUGCCUCGUGUUUCGAGCUCGCGGGCUCUGCCUCCCUCGAAGGUCUCUCCCCCGGUCGUCCUUAUUUAUAGUUCAGAACGGCACUGGCCACAGGACAAUGUCCACAGGUCUCUGGGCUUUCUACAAUAGAGACAGUCCACAAGACUGAGACAACGAUGGCCAACAACGACCUGAACCGCCCGCUAAACACUAAUGCGGCUGAGACUUCCGACUCCAGCUUAAUGCCUGGCACCGCUCCGCCACCGUCUUCCAUGGACCCCCAAGAAGUGCUCGGCCACCAGGCUCCUAGCACCUUCAGCCUCACUGAGGACGGCUCGUCCAGUUUUGUGAGAGAAGCGAACAGCGGCAGUGAUGGUCAGUUGGGGGAAACUGGUGCGGUGUCCUGUGAAGCUCCCCAGGAGCCCUCAGGGGCUAGCGCCGAGCUGCGGGUCCACCCAGGGAAUGGCGAACAUAGCCUGCAACAGAAGCCUAAGCAACAGAAGAUGAGCAGCUCCAGCUCCCAGGCCACUUCCGAGCGCUACAAGACUGAGCUGUGUCGGCCGUUUGAGGAAAACGGCACUUGCAGGUACGGCAACAAGUGCCAGUUCGCACAUGGCUACCACGAACUGCGCACCCUGUCAAGGCACCCCAAGUACAAGACGGAGCCUUGCCGCACCUUCCACAGCAUUGGCUACUGCCCCUAUGGCAGUCGCUGCCACUUUAUUCACAACCAGCCGGAACAGCUACCUAUGCUUCCCGGGAGCGUCUCUGAGGAGCCGAGCUCCUUCAAUGGCUUGGAUGAGCACCAUUUGGGCGUUAACAACGGGGAGCGGCAGCCCAGACUGCAGAGUGACAGCCCUUCGGGCUUCCUGUCAGGCAACAGCCAGGCCCUCCAGGCACCUCUGCAGCUCAACCAGCAGGCGAUGAACUCAGGCAGGUUUCUGCCUGCUUCAUACCCUGGAGCUGCCAACCUUCCGAUGAUUGCCUCUCCAACUAUGGUCUCCGAGCCUGGCAACGACCCGCGCUCCGAUUUCACCAACCAUGACAUCGCCUUCCGCCAAGAGCUGGGUGGUUUCUCGCCUGUGGCAUUCCAGAACCCUACCACGACUCCCACUGACUGCUAUAACAACCAGCAGCAGAUGGGCCUGCCGGCUUCCGCACAGUUCCAGAUGCCCCUUGCCGGGCCUUCGCCUUCAACCACCAUCUUUGGCCAGACAGGUGUUGGCCGCACAGCUGCCGCCAUCGCUCCUGGGCCUGCCACCGCUCCUGGGGCUGCUGCCCUCGUUCCUGGGGCUGCCAUGGCUCCUGGAACUGCCCUCGCUCCUGGGGCUGCCGUGGCUACUGGAACUGCCCUCGCUCUUGGGGCCGCCAUGGCUACUGGAGCUGCCAUGGCCACAGGGGCUGCCCUCACUCCUGGGGCUGCCAUGGCUACUGGAGCUGCCCUUGCUCUUGGAGCUGCCAUGGCUACUGGGGCCGCCAUAACUCCCGGGGCUGCCAUGGCUCUUGGGGCUGCCAUGGCCACUGGGGCUGCCCUCGCUCCUAGGGCUGCCUUUGCCCCUAGGGCUGCUGCCCUCGCUCCUGGGGCUGCCAUCCCUCCCAGGGUUGCUUUUGCCCCUGGGGCUGCCCUCGCUCCUGGGGCUGCCAUCACUCCCAGGGUUGCCAUAGCUCCUGGUGCUGCCUUCACCCAUGGGGCUGCUGCCCUCGCUCCUGGGGCUGCCAUCACUCCCAGGGUUGCCAUCGCUCCUGGGGCUGCUACCCUCGCCCCCAGGGCUGCCCUGGCUCCCGGGGCUGCCUUUGCUCCUGGGGCUGCCAUGGCUCCCGGGGCUGCCCUGGCUCCCGGAGCUGCCUUCGCUCCUGGGGUUGCCAUGGCUCCUAGGGCUGCCCUGGCUCCCGGGGCUGCCAUCACUCCCAGGGUUGCCAUCGCUCCUGGAGUUGCCAUCACUCCCGGAGUCGCCAUCACUCCCGGAGUUGCCAUCGCUCCCAGGUUUGCUGCAGCCUCUGCUGGCAUAUUGGCUCCAGGUGCCUCCACUACAGUUACCGGUGCUGGAACUGCCGCUGUGGACAACACAUCCUUGACCACGUUCCCUGCUGCAGAGGGUGCCGCACCACACUUCACCUUCCAACUGCCAGGUGUCGAGGCCGAGUCCGAGUCUGAGUCCGAGUCGCUAGAGUUCGACAUGGUCACCAGCGCCCUGGAUUCCCUGCUUGUCACUGAUGACGAGGAUGAAGACGACUUUCAGAGGGAUUCCUCGAGCUGCAGCAGCCCCAAUGGCUCCGAAGUAGAGGACAGCAGCUCCAGCCGCCGUCUGCCCAUCUUCAGCCGCAUCUCAGACUCUGACAAAUGAAACAAAAAGAUGCCAGUGGUGAGGAAGAGGUGGUGGUGGGGGAAAUCUCUUGCAGUUUCUCGCCUGUGGAAAGCACUGUGGGUAGGGGGUGAUAAAACCACUGGGCAGUUUGAGGGCCUCGCUGAAAGCUUGGACUCAGAACUAUUAAGGUUGGUGGAGGGAUCCCAUUCCCGGUUUGUUUGUUUUUUUGUCUUGGUUAUUAUUUUCAUUAUUAUUAUGAAGUUUAAUUCUUUUUUUUUUUUCGGAGCUGGGGACCGAACCCAGGGCCUUGCGCUUCCUAGGUAAGCGCUCUACCACUGAGCUAAAUCCCCAGCCCCUGAAGUUUAAUUCUUGUUGAAAGGAAAAGACAAGGAACUCCUUGUGUUAAACAAUGUGUGAUUGUGAAGAAGAUAAAAACAACAACAAAAAGCCCACACGUUUUUGUGAGACACAAUUUAAAAUAAUCAGCCUAGAAGCAUUUUUUUUUCCUUGACUUAGUUACAUCCCUGAUGUGGGAACUCUUACCUUGAAGUGAAUGGCUUAGAAUUGUCUUAGACCAGUAUCAGCAAAGCAAGUGCCCCCUCCCUUGCUAUACUUUUAGAAUUCAAAAUUUCAUUAAGCGUAUGCCUUAAUAAUAGCCCUUAGAUCCUCCAUAGUCUGUGGUUAUUUCUGUCUGUUUUUUAAAAGAAAGUUAGAAGUGUCAUAGGGGCCAAGAGAAGCUUGCCUUCCAAAGUUUGAUACUGGUUACAUUGCCACCACUUUGUGGAUGAUUAGCUUAGGGCCAUUUCAUGGGCUCUCUGGAAGAGAAGGUUAGUGUAAGUUGUUCUGUUCAUGCUAGGACCAUCUAGCUGAUUAAAAGCAAUAGAUAUGUUCUUAUAUUAUGAUUAUUAUUAUUAAGUAAUAGGAUGCAAAGACUAUGUUCUUUCUAUGGUUAUAUAAUAUGUGUAUAUAUAUAUAUCUUCUGUAACAUCACUUGGUAUUUACUGUAAAAGAACAAAAUCUAUUAAAUGUCUUCUUUCGCAAUUUC